Lottia gigantea (owl limpet) is the source of this 1128-nucleotide messenger RNA. RefSeq lists its product as hypothetical. Bases 1 to 1128 code for a protein of 375 amino acids. Lineage: Eukaryota; Metazoa; Mollusca; Gastropoda; Lottiidae. The transcript is spliced from 3 exons. The record is from RefSeq and is a predicted model, not a curated record.
AUGCAAAAUUUCUAUUUACACGAGGUAAAUAUUCUAGUCCAUGUUCUUAUUCAAGCUGUUUACCAUGUUCUUAUACAAGCUAUUUACCAUGUUCUUAUACAAGCUCUUUACCAUGUUCUUAUUCAAGCUAUUUACCAUGUUCUUAUUCAAGCUCUUUACCAUGUUCUUAUACAAGCUCUUUACCAUGUUCUUAUACAAGCUCUUUACAAUGUUCUUGUUCAAGCUCUUUACCAUGUUCUUAUACAAGCUCUUUACCAUGUUCUUAUACAAGCUCUUUACAAUGUUCUUGUUCAAGCUCUUUACCAUGUUCUUAUUCAAGCUCUUUACCAUGUUCUUAUUCAAGCUAUUUACAAUUUUCUUAUACAAGCUCUUUACCAUGUUCUUAUACAAUCUCUUUACCAUGUUCUUAUACAAGCUCUUUACCAUGUUCUUAUUCAAGCUCUUUACCAUGUUCUUGUUCAAGCUCUUUACCAUGUUCUUAUUCAAGCUCUUUACUAUGGUCUUAUACAAGCUCUUUACCAUGUUUUUAUUCAAGCUCGUUACCAUAUUCUUAUUCAAGCUCUUUACCAUGUUCUUAUUCAAGCUCUUUACCAUGUUCUUAUUCAAGCUCUUUACCAUGUUCUUAUUCAAGCUCUUUACCAUGUUCUUAUUCAAGCUCUUUACCAUGUUCUCAUUCAAUCUCUUUACCAUGUUCUUAUUCAAGCUCUUUACCAUGUUCUUAUUCAAGCUCGUUACCAUAUUUUUAUUCAAGCUCUUUACCAUGUUCUUAUUCAAGCUCUAUACCAUGUUCUUAUUCAAGCUCGUUACCAUAUUCUUAUUCAAGCUCUUUACCAUGUUCUUAUUCAAGCUCUUUACCAUGUUCUUAUUCAAGCUCGUUACGAUGUUCUUAUUCAAGCUCGUUACCAUAUUCUUAUUCAAGCUCUGUACCAUGUUCUUAUUCAAGCUCUGUACCAUGUUUCUGUUCAAGCUCUUGCCCAUAUUCCUGUUCGGGCUUUUGCCCAUGCUCUCCAAUCUUGUCAAAGCUCUUGCCCAUGGCCAUGUCAAUGCUCUAGUUCAUGUUCUUGUUCAAGCUCUUGCCCAUUAUCCUGUUUCAGUUCAUACCCGUGUCCCUUUUUGCCAUGUUCCUGA